This is a messenger RNA of Anopheles moucheti, 5390 nucleotides long. RefSeq names its product protein pangolin, isoforms A/H/I/S-like. Gene Ontology annotation, cellular component: beta-catenin-TCF complex. The transcript has a single exon. Gene Ontology annotation, biological process: regulation of transcription by RNA polymerase II; canonical Wnt signaling pathway. The record is from RefSeq and is a predicted model, not a curated record. Lineage: Eukaryota; Metazoa; Arthropoda; Insecta; Diptera; Culicidae. The coding region runs from base 1153 to 3963 and encodes 936 amino acids. Gene Ontology annotation, molecular function: DNA-binding transcription factor activity, RNA polymerase II-specific; RNA polymerase II cis-regulatory region sequence-specific DNA binding.
GCGCGAAGGGUGUAAAAAACAAAAGAAAAAGGCUUCCACUGCGUGUGCCGCGCACUCGGUUGAAGGCCAUUUUCUAUCGCAACAAAUGUCAUAAUAAUAGUAAAAACGCACGCAGCCGAGGGGCCAAUUACUCAUCACGCCGUGCGAGUGUGCGCGAGUGUGCGUCGUGUCCGUGUCCGCAUAUUCUAUUGCCCUCCUCCCGGGGGUGACGACUCAUUGUCGGCUGGAGUAGUAGCGGCAGCAGCAACACAGGAGGAAAAAAACAAGUGCACCGGUUUUCUGUCCCGUCCGAGAAUGACGGCAUCGUGCGACCGGUAGGGGAUCGACGAUCGCGGAUCGCGUACCGCAACGGUUCACAUGCCGGACACAUUUGCAGUUGCGCUUGCCAACCUGCCACCGGGACACACCGGAACAUGAGCGGUUCGUUGCGUCCGUUCGGUCCACGGUGCAGGCGUACAUCCACGGUGGACGCAGACGGCAGGGGCCGCAUUCGAUGGGCGCCGGUUGGCCACCGAUCGGCAACGGAUUGGCCAAAAACAGACAACGCCGCCGCCAGUGCAGUGAGUCAGUAGUGUGCGUGUGUGGUGAUACGUGAAAUUUGCAUCCGCGCCAUAGGCCGGCCGCUUCUGGCGUUCCGGGCCGCUUUCUGUUUAUGGGGGUAGGGAGGAAGCCGUAGGCGCGCAAAGUGCAAUUUUCAAGCGCCCGUGAGUGCAAGCGAAGAAAUUUUCAAUCUCCCAACAAACCCCCUCGAUUGUGGGUUUCAGUGCGUGCGUGCGUGCAUGUGAAUGUGUGUGUGCAAGGGCCAAACAAAAAAAAGAAGCAACCCCAGGAAGGGCAAGUGCCGUGUGUCGUUAGAAAUCGGUUGUGCCUUUAAUUCCCUUCCCUUGGUUGAGUGUGAGUACACGAAGCGGUCAUAUCAAAUAGUGUUUCUACCUCCUUUUUGGGGCAGUGGCCACUAAUAUUCUGCAUCGAAUUCCCAAGUGCCUUAUAGUCUGUGCCUUUGCGCCAAACAGAUCCUCAUUUUGCCGUAAUAUAGUUGUAUCAGUGUUUGUACGCCCGGCGUGCCAGCGUGAAGGAGUAAUUUAUCGCGUGUUUUUUCGCAAGCGUAAGCACCUACUCGCCGAGGUGCCGAACCACCGUUUGACGGCAAAAAUGCCCCACAACAGCUCGACCGGCGAUGAGCUGGGCAGCACGGAUGAGGUGAAAGUGUUUAAGGACGAGGGCGACCGGGACGACGAGAAGUUGUCGGAGAAUCUGCUGGAGGAAAAGUCCAGCCUGAUCGAUUUGACCGAAAGCGAGGAGAAGACGGUCAAGAACGGUACCACCCGCCAUGAAAGCGCCAGCACACUGUACGGCGGCAGCGGGGGAGGAAGUGGAGGGGGUGGAUCGGGUGGCAAACUGCCGCACGGUGGGGCGCCCCAUCCCGGGUUCAACAUGGGGUACAUCGUACCGCCGUACUCGUACCCGAACGGUGCCGCCGGCGGACUGCCGGUGUCGAUGGCGAACAAGAUGAGCCUGCCGCCCUUCUUCUGCCACAACGGAGAUCAUCUGUCGUCGCCCCCGCCAGCCCACUGUGGCAUCCUACCGUACCAGCUGGACCCGAAGACGAUGAGCCUGACGAGGCCACCGCUGUACAGCUUCCCCACCAGCCAGUACCCCUACCCGAUGAUCAGCCCGGAUAUGCUGCCGGUACCAUCGUCGUGGCAUUCGCCCUCGCUCUACAGUCCGGCCGCCGGCUUCCGAACGCCCUAUCCCUCCUCGCUCCAGAUCUACACGUCGCUUUCGAGUGACUUCUAUCGCUACUCGCCCACCCUGCUACCGCCCAGCAUACAUCCAUCGCAUCCGGUGCUAAACUCGGGACAUCCGGCGAUAAUCACCCCGGGGCCCAAGCAGGACAUUCCCGGCAGUGGGGGAGGUUCGCACCGGGGUAGCGAUCGGCAAGGGGCGUCGAUCAAGCUGGAAUCCUCAGCGUCCGGCGCGGAUCACGAACCUUCGUCCGGCCAUCACCAUCACCAUCGGUCUUCCGCUUCCUACCAUCAUCACCGAUCGGGUGGAUCGCUUGGUGAUCAGCAUGGCAACAACAACAACAACAGUAACCAUCACACGAACCACAACCAUCACAACCACCACCAGAACCACCACAACAAUGGAGGGGGCGGCGGUGGUGGCCACAAGCACCAAUCGCUCGCGGAACGCGAGGCCGCCCUCGAGAAGAAGCGUAGCCACGUGAAGAAGCCACUGAACGCGUUCAUGCUGUACAUGAAGGAGAUGCGCGCGAAGGUGGUGGCGGAGUGUACGCUGAAGGAGUCGGCCGCCAUUAACCAAAUCCUCGGCCGCAAGUGGCAUUCGCUGUCGCGCGAAGAGCAGAGCGUGUACUACGACAAGGCGCGCCAGGAGCGGCAGCUCCACAUGGAGCUCUACCCGGGCUGGACGGCACGGGACAACUACGGGUACGGUGCGAAGAAAAAGAAAAGGAAAAAGGACCGCAGUCCGGCGGAUCCGGGUGGAAAUAGUAUGAAGAAGUGCCGGGCCCGGUACGGGCUCGAUCAGCAAAACCAGUGGUGUAAACCGUGCCGGCGCAAGAAGAAGUGCAUCCGGUACAAGGAGGCGGGUGGCGGGGAUCGCGGUGACGGUGGCAGCGAUCGGGAGGGUGGUCGCGAUCGGGGCGAUGGUUCGGACGAUGCGAUCGGCAGCUGUGGCAGUAUGGAGGACGAUAGCAGUAAAUCGCCGGGCGAGGAGGACGAAGAUCGCGAGUCGAUCAACCAGUCGCUGUCCAGUCCGCGGUGUCUGAGCGUACUGUCGAGCCUGCAAUCGCCGUCGACCAGCAUAGCGUCCCCGCUGAAUCUGCUCGCAAGUCCUGCGACGCCGACGAACUUCUACCACCAUCACGACCACCUCGGGCUGGCGUCGAUGAUCGCGUCCGCCCAGCAGCAGCACCAGCAGCAGCAACUGCAGCAACAACUCCAACAGCACCAGCAGCAACAGCAACAACAUUACCUCCACCAGCACCAUCACCAUCAUCAUCACCAUCAUCAGCAGGCGGCGGCGGCUGCAGCAGUGGCCGCAGCCGCCCUGCAGAAUGUGAGCGAUAAGCUGAACAACAUCAGCAACGAUUCCGGCAUCGGCGGGUCGCAGCUCAACAACAGCUACAGCAACAACUUCAGCCCCUACAACAACCACCACACGAUGCGCACCAGCUCGUCGUCGUCCUCGUCGGCCAGCAAUGGCAACGGUGGUGGCGGUGGCACAAACCUCAACAACAGCUCCUCCAGCGUAACGAACGGAACCGGCGGCGGUGGGCUGGGCAAGAGCCCAACCGCGAUGCUGCUACCUCCGACACCUUCGACACCCACGCUCGCACCUCCGACACCCUCCUCCUCGUCUUCCUCCUCAUCUUCCUCGUCGUCCUCGUCCUCCUCCUCGCUGUCGUCUUCGUCGUCCUCUACGCCCUCGCUCCAGAUACCGCCCCACCUGCAGCAGCUGAACUUAAAGACAUCCCCGCCACUGUUGCCCAACACGCCACCCUCGUCCGGGGGAUCGUCCGUGUCGUCCACGACUGCGCUCACGAUAAAGGAGGAGCUGCCGGACAGUAGCACCGGCAAUGGGCCGAUGGGUUCACCGGCGUCCGGGGCGCUACAUCCCGCCUCGUCCAACAGCCCACCGGCGGGCGGUGGCGGGUUCCUGCUCCAUCCCGCCCAUCACCAUCACCACCUCGCCUCCCUCCACGGCAGCAGCAACCAUCCGCUGCAGCUCGGCCAUACGCAGCUUCACGCGACCAGCAAAACCAACGGUGAUCUCUCCCCAUCAACGACGACCGCCCCGGUGACGGCCGGUGCAUCCAGCAGCAAUGACAACGGUCCAGCAGCAGCAGCAGUAGCAGCAGCGGCGGCGGCGCUCACCAACGGCGGUAGCAGUAGUCGGAGCAGCAGCAGCAGCAGUAGUCAAAUCGCUAGUGAUAGGUAGUGUACCGAUAUACAAACAAACAAAACAGAAAACGAUAACUGCUACUAUAAUCUUCCUCCCUCCCAACAUAAGAGAACGAAAACACAACAAAAUCUUCCAUCAAACCCCGAAUAUCCUUUCGUCCCCUUUUUUGCGUUUCCGGGCCGUGUCCGGGUGCACUGGUUCUUCCAAUUGUUUCUCUUUAAUAUUGUUAUGUUUAGCGCGGGGUGAAAAGAUGUGUAAAUGUUUAGCUUAACCCCGCAGUGGCCUUAAAAGCCCCACCGGGAACUAUGUGUCCGUCGCGUUGGUUCUACUUUUAUUAUUUUGUUUGUUCGUCCGUGCGUUUAGCGUAACCGUGUUCGUGAUAAUUAUUCGUCUAAUGGAUGUAUGUUUUUUGUAAUGUAUUGUGUGUAUGCUGUGCGUGCGUUGCCAACCCCCCAUCCCCGUUUUCCAAACUGUUAAUAGUUGUAAAACCUCUUCCCUGUGUUAAGUUAGUACGUCUUUAAAUGUGUAUAUUAUUAGUUGCCGCGAGAACAAAAAAGUCAGACCCGGUGCGGUGUCCCUGGUGCUGUUUGGCCCUCCCCAUCCCCGGGGGCAAGGUGAGCGACAACCGGGCGAAGAAAGUUUAGCACAACGAAGAAAGCAAAACAACCGCAUAACUUAGGGAAAUAUCGAAUCGAUGAUUUAUAUAAAAAAAAAGACUGAAAUGCCCAACGACCAACGAAUGUUCGAGCGCGGUGGUGAUGGGAAGAUUUUACCCCGUACCGUACGGGCGGUCACGAAUUGACCGAUCGCGUAACAAGUUCCAGUUGUGAAAAUAGAGAAGAAUGAAAACAUGUACGAAAAGCGAAAAAACACAAAAAAGGCAGAAUAAAGUGUACGCAUGCUUGUCCUGCAUGCGUAUGUCGCUCUUGGUAAUGUGCAUCUGAUGCGUGGAAACGAUCAAUCUGUCUUCCGAGAAAACGACCGAGAAGUGUUUUGGUUAAUAGGCGAAUGGCGAGUGGGAUGGUUGAAGCUGGCAGGCGGGCGGAGGCACCCGAAAACCAAAAAGAGAAAAAAAGGUUUGUAAGCGAACGCGUGUAAGGUACUUGAUCGAGGGGGGGUGUGUUGGAAGAAGGAAGGGAACGGAAAACGAAGAAUGCCUGGGUUUUCGAGGAUCAUUCCGUCGUAGGCUCCGUUGCCUUUUCCCUUUCUGCGUGUCGUGGGAGGCACACACACAUAGAAGCCAAGCGGGAAAAGAUCCCUGCCGGAGUGUGGGCAAGGAGCGUGGGGUGGGCUAAAAGGACGCAGCGGUGCAAGGGUACGGGAAACGAAUUUCCAAAACAAGUUUUUCCAUCUCGCUCCCGUUCGCGCGGGAUGGUUCUUCUCGCACGCACGCACGCCACACAACUGGCAACGGGCAAGUGUGUGGACCAAGAGCAGUGGGUUAGUGGAGUUACCCACCAAAA